AUGCAUUUCCAAACUCUCCUCCCAUUCGUCCUCGCCAGCUUGGCAACCGCCCACACCGUGCCCUGGGUCAAAGGCAUGUACUGCAUUAAUGGAACUUCUCACGAAGAUGCCCCCAACACCAACACUGCCGUCAACCCACUCUACAACCUCGCGAAAGCCGACUGGUGGUUCCAACACGAUCGUGGCUGCGACGCCUAUCCCCCAGACGAAGGCGACAUCCUCGAAUUACCUGCCGGCGGUUCCUUCGAGGUCGAGAUGGCCCACAAUCGUGCGCAGACCACUCUCUCCUACGAUGGCAAAUUCACAUCCAUUUGGCCCGAUGGCAAAGAGCACCCUGAGGACUGGUCCGGGCCAGGUAACCCCCCAGAGUGUAUCACGGACGGGACCGGGGCUUUACACACGAACAACCAGACCAUGGCCGCUGGCUCCGCGUUCGCCAUCUCUUACAACUCCGAACUCUCUGACGUGACAAGCGAAAACCUCGUCGUCUUUACCGUAGCUGCUCACACGCCAUGGAAACGUCUAGCUUCAUUCUCUGUCCCCGCUGCGCUGCCCGCUUGCCCUCCUGGCGGCUGUCACUGCGCCUGGCUUUGGGUCCCCAACGGUUGCGGACAGCCGAAUAUGUACAUGGCCGGCUAUCGAUGCAACGUCACUGGCGCUACGUCCACCAUACCCGUUGCUAAGGGGCAAACCCCCGUAUACUGUCCCGAUGAUGCGAGCAAGUGCGUUAAGGGCGCUAAGCAAAUGGUUGUUUGGAAUCAG
Messenger RNA from Mytilinidion resinicola, 762 nucleotides. RefSeq lists its product as uncharacterized. The record is from RefSeq and is a predicted model, not a curated record. The transcript has a single exon. The annotation marks the transcript as partial. NCBI's taxonomy places the organism in Eukaryota, Fungi, Ascomycota, Dothideomycetes, Mytilinidiales, Mytilinidiaceae.